Mangifera indica (mango) is the source of this 666-nucleotide messenger RNA. Its product is annotated as nudix hydrolase 1. Gene Ontology annotation, cellular component: cytosol. Gene Ontology annotation, molecular function: 8-oxo-7,8-dihydrodeoxyguanosine triphosphate pyrophosphatase activity. The coding region runs from base 62 to 484 and encodes 140 amino acids. Gene Ontology annotation, biological process: dGTP catabolic process. The record is from RefSeq and is a predicted model, not a curated record. Lineage: Eukaryota; Viridiplantae; Streptophyta; Magnoliopsida; Sapindales; Anacardiaceae. The transcript has 2 exons.
CCCCUCAAAAUAGCAAAGAAGGCAUUAGCCAAGGCGGGGAGGGUUUUACCAUAGUUACAGUAUGGAGAACGUACCGAGAGUUGGCGUAGCAGUGUUCGUGUUGCUUGGGAAAACAGUGCUGUUGGGGCAGCGGCGCUCCUCCAUCGGUGACUCUACCUAUGCUCUCCCGGGCGGGCAUCUCGAGUUUGGAGAGGGCUUUGAAGAGUGUGCAGCCAGAGAAGUGAAAGAGGAAACUGGGUUGGAUAUCCAGAAAAUGGAUUUCUUAACUGCAACUAACACCAUCUUUAAAGAACCUAAACCAGCACAAUAUGUAACAAUUUUUAUGCGGGCAGUGUUGGAUGAUCCUCAACAGGUGCCCCAAACUCUUGAACCAGACAAGUGUUAUGGUUGGGAUUGGUAUGCCUGGGAUGAUCUUCCUAAUCCAUUGUUUUGGCCUUUGGAGAAGAUGGUUCAAAGUGGAUUCAAUCCCUUCCCAGCUGAGUAGAUUUCUGGGAUAUUCCAGUUUUAGGCACUUCAAUAUGUGGAUUAGAUUAUGUGACUUACAACAUUUAGUGCCUCCAAUAUGUUUGAUGGUUUAUCCUAAUGUUAUGUUAAGAGUGUCUUGAUUAUGAUGUACUCACCAAUAUCUUUUUUGAAUAACUGGCUGCUUUGAUUUGACUCUCUUCA